Messenger RNA from Sphenostylis stenocarpa, 396 nucleotides. Lineage: Eukaryota; Viridiplantae; Streptophyta; Magnoliopsida; Fabales; Fabaceae. The record is from the annotation of a GenBank genome assembly.
AUGCCUGUUGUAAUGCAAUUACUAGUUAGGUCUUGUUUAGAGCAUAAGAAAAUUGUAAUAUAUGUACUAUGUGAAUUGGACGAUUUGCAGGAGCAACUAUUUCCAGUGUACUUUCGCACUACUCUGCAGCAGACUGGGCGAACGAAGGUGGUGAUCCAUGUCUACCUGUUCCAUGGUCAUGGAUGGCUUGAUGGAAAUAUGUUGACUGGCCCAUUACCAGAUUUUACUGGGUGCAUGGACUUGAAGAUCAUUCAUCUUGAAAACAAUCAAUUGACGGGUGUGCUCCCAAGUUCUUUAGUGAACCUUCCAAGCUUGAGGGAAUUGUAUUUGCAAAAUAACAUGCUAUCUGGAACAAUACCAUCGGGUCUUCUUAGUAAGGAUUUGGCUUUGAAGUGA